Molecule: messenger RNA, 2095 nt
Organism: Amoebophrya sp. A120
Lineage: Eukaryota; Dinophyceae; Syndiniales; Amoebophryaceae
Source: the annotation of a GenBank genome assembly
GAAGAUUGUCUUGCUGUGACUGUGUUGUGGUUGUCUUUAUUCAGGUGUGACCGCACACCGGCUCUUUUACGUACCGCGCAAAUGAAAGAAUGACGAGCGCAGAAGGCACUACCACGCCCAGUGCCAUGCGUGAUAGCCAUGGGUUUGCUCUGGUGCAGACUUCGGAAAAGGCGAAGCAGCCCGACGAAUUACGAACGCCAUCUGAACCCGCUGCGCUGGCGCUCGCAAAGUCGCUAUAUAACCACGAGCAAAAUCGCCGCAUCGAUGCCGCUCUGGCAAACUUCGACGGGGAGGACGAGAAGGGUAACCGUGUCAAGGACUGGAAGGGUGACACCCUGUGGCGGUACGGCAAGCGCGACGGCCUCAGUGAUCUGGAGAAAUGGAUUUUCUACGAGCUCUUUGUCUGGUUGAGAACCAAAGACGUGGAGAGGGAGCAAGACUUCAAGCGCGACAAGACCAAGGGAGGAGUGUCGUACUUCUGUGGGCCCCAGGGGUGCCCCUUUACCCGCACAGGCAAGCAGGUCUUCCGUUCGGAUGUUGACCGGGAAACGUUUCGGCUCAUCAGCGUGUGGCUCUGGGCACGGGGAAUUUCGUUGCCGCUCACGCCGUUCCUCACUCCGGUAUUUUGCUUCAUGGAAGACAUUGACCUGGCCUAUGACUCUCUGAAAUUGGAAGACGCAGAGACAUGGUUCGCGGAGUUCGGCAUCGAGGUCGACAAGAAAGCACGAAUCCGCGACAUCAGGCACGCAGAUCCACGAAUUCCCCGGAAGGAUCGCUGCGGAUGGGCGUACAUUCCAGAGCUGAAUGGUACAUCGUAACUAUGUAGAUUUUCUUAAUGUGCUUAGUCUUUCGAAUGCACGCACUUAGGCGCAGAGCCUCUCAAGUUUUAUUCGUAUAAGAUGGAGCGCAGUUUAUCAGGCAUCCAUGGCGCGUGCAGAAGAGAUAAUAGUCGGCAUGAGAAGAAAAAAACUGCACUCACGUCACAGCCCCGGUCCGAGGCAAGGACGCAGCUGCUGGGGCAGGUGGGGAGCUCGGCGCAACUGCGGCACAGACGUUAGAGCAGCUCAGUCCAAGUUCUGUGCUCUUUCCCGGGUUUUUGGAGCUUCGCGCGAUGGUCAUGCGGAAGUUCUUCCCGAAGGUCUUGGGGUUAUGCAUUGCAAACAUGUCUGGGUCUUGAUUUGUGAUGCGAAAUUUGAAAGACGCAUGAAUGCGUGUGGCUGUUGCCACUUUAUUUUGGGUUGUGGUGGAAGCCUGUGUGCAUGCAAAGAAAAUACUGCAGAAACAAACCUCGCAAUGCCACCCCACCCGAAAAAUUUGUGAUGCGUUUACGCCGUGCAAAGCGGCGCGGUGUAGUUACGCAAUAGAUACUCAUUUAUUACGACAAGCGAAGUCGCGUGCAGCUCUUACCCUGACCCAGACAUGUUUGCAUUUGAUAAGGGCUCCGCUGCUACAUUUUCUCGUCAACCGGAUGGUCCAGAAACAAGGAGAAAGUAAAAAUCUCUCUUCACCUAGACUGGAAGGCAUUAGGAGCUCCGCCAGGCAAAGAAACUUCCGCCGAUGUAGCCGCCGCGACUUCCGACGCCAGCGGCGAAGAACAGGCGCGACAAGAGAAAGGCACGGCGCUAGGUGAUUCGGAAAAACCCUCUAGCGCGGAGAUGGUCGAGCGCCCCCUGCUUGUAGAUCAAGACUCUGUCCGCGUCAUUCGCAAGGAGACUCUGACCGCUUUUAAGGCAAACCUGCCAAGGAUGAAAGACUUCUACUGCUCCGACAAGGUGAACUCUCAGCGGCGGGCUUUCGAGCUGUCUCACCUCGAAACGCUGACACUUCUGCAGAACUACAUCGAGCUGGAGACGGGGCACGUCAGAGAAACAGUGGACAACCGCACCGAGACAGGACAGGUCGCCGGAUCCGGCGCACUUGAGGUCGACCCGUGGACGCGCAGCGCUGGAGCGAAGAAGCCGGCGAAGCAUGAGCAUGAAGCAGGCUGCAGGGUCGAAAAGGGGUGGCGGCUCCGGUUGGUGCGAUUGGCAAACAAGGACGCGCGAUGGUUGUACCGGAGCACAGACUCGGGCGUUGACAGACAGCAGCUGGUCCA